CAGAGCGGAAGCAGAUUGACGCGGAGCCGCACAUCAACAGAACGAGUACAAAUCUGCGAUGAGUUUUGAGUGGCCCUGGCAGUAUAACUUUCCUCCAUUUUUUACGUUACAGCCAAAUGCUGACACGAGACAGAAGCAGCUGGCAGCAUGGUGCUCGCUCGUUCUGUCCUACUGCCGUCACCAGAAACUCUUCACUCUGGACGUCCUCGAGGCGCAGGAAAGCCCAGUCUUCAACAACAAGAAAAUCGAGAGAAAACUUUCAGUUGAAGCCAUACAAGUAGUUUUUGAAGAACUGAGAAAAAAAGGAAACCUGGAAUGGUUGGAUAAAAAUAAAUCAAGAUGUCUUAUAAUGUGGAGGAGACCAGAGGAGUGGGGCAAAAUCAUUUAUCAAUGGGUUUCCAAAAACGGCAUGGUCAACUCAGUGUUUACACUUUAUGAACUCUCUAAUGGAGAUGAGACAGAAAAGGAAGAGUUUCACGGUCUGGAGGAUUGGAUGCUGCUGCGUUCACUGCAGGCCCUGCAGGCUGAAGGGAAGGCAGAAAUCAUCACUAUGGAUGAUGGAAAGGGUGUCAAGUUCUUUUGAAUCAGGCUUUCUCAAACCAGACUUUGGGAGGGUGCUGGGUUUCCGUCAGCCCAGCAUCAUCUAUUGUCUCAGUCCACUUGGGAUCUUUGUGGACUCUAUAUUACACUCCAAUACUAAAUCAGCAAGUCAUUAUUUGGCCCAAACUAAAUGAAAGGUCUUCCUUGUUGAAACAUGUUUCAAUUGGUGGUUUUACACCUGAGCAGACUAAAGAAAAUGCGAUUAGCCAUUAUGCAUACAAAGUAAUAUGUCAGAGCAAAACUAAGGAAUAUAAGUAUCUUAAUCUAGACCCAGAUUCCACUUCUUUUAUUGCUGUAAAUCCUGAAGGACUCUCAUUCUACUUGAAUAUUAAAUAACCACAAAGCCAGAAGAUGGUCUGCUAAUCUGACACUGUUUUUAGGAGUCUUGUGAUGCUUCCUGGUUAAGAUGAAAUGUUCUUCAGUAAAUGUCUUGUUCCUGAUGGCAGUGGAAUUCAUAUCAAUAUCUUGCUGAAAUCUGGUAGCAUUCUCCUUUCCCCCAGCUUUCAUUGUAUCUUAUCACCUUUUUUACCAAUACUGUACAAAUAAAUGAGAAAGACGUUUUCAGUUCUUUCCUGCAAACCC
Molecule: messenger RNA, 1182 nt
Organism: Carassius carassius (crucian carp)
Lineage: Eukaryota; Metazoa; Chordata; Actinopteri; Cypriniformes; Cyprinidae
Gene: vps25
Product: vacuolar protein sorting 25 homolog
Exons: 6
Coding region: 59-583 (174 amino acids)
Biological process (GO): protein transport to vacuole involved in ubiquitin-dependent protein catabolic process via the multivesicular body sorting pathway
Cellular component (GO): ESCRT II complex
Molecular function (GO): structural molecule activity; protein homodimerization activity
Source: RefSeq, a predicted model, not a curated record